UUUCUUCUGCGAUUGACAAUUCACUCGAGCUCGACGACCCAAACCAGUCGGUUGUGGUAUAAAUUUAGAUAGAAAUAUGACUUUGCGCUGAAUAAAAAUAUACUUUUAUUCAUCGGAAGAUUCAAGAUGAUCUAACGCUUUAGUUCUGACCUAGUUAUUCAGGAGAGAGCAUUCAGGAUUCCUAAAAUACUCAUCACUAAAUCGUCUUGUGCAAACGCCCGGUGAACAGGGAAGGGCCUGAGCGGGAAUUGUCUGACUUGUACGCCAAAAGGUCCGGCUUGUGCCGACAGCUACAGUCGUCUCGCUGAAACCAUGUCGCAGAAAAUGACAGGUCGCAAAGUGAAGGGUUUUCCGUGUUUGACGAACACUCGGAAAGUGGUUCGACCAUCUUUCAAUGUCACUCAAAGGCUUCGUAUGCGUGAGCUAAGAGGAUGUUUGCAACCCACCAGACAGACCUACCCAGUAUGCCGGUCUCUCUUCGGAAAGAUCCCCGGCCGUCUUGGUAUACCCCUCAAAGCCAUCAUCGAUGAUCGCUAUCUUACUGAGGAAGGACAUGUCUUCUUGGGGUUCAGCAAGGAUGGCAACUUUGUCCUCUCUUACACACUCAAUGUAGACACAGACGAACACACAGCCUUCCCUGUCUACAUCUAUCAACUCCACUGGUGGAGAUUCAACCAUUACCAAACUAUGGAAAAGGUUUCUGAGGUUGGGCUGUUUGGAGAGGAAGAAAUCCAACAAGAUCUCUACAUAGCUAUAUGUAGUUGGCCCAGUGACAGUACUAAAGUCAUGGUGUAUGGGUGUUCCACCUCGACCAAACCUCUGUUAGACGAGGAGAAGCUGCUAUGUUAUGUGACCAUCACGGCAGUGCCAUCCAUGGAACCUUGUCCGCACUGUCUCCACCUCAAGUACACAUCAGACAUGGCAACUGGUUUCUCUUCAGGUUUCAACCCAGGUUGGUUGCCUCCAGAAUUCCAGGAGGAACUUCCUACUCCAGCAGCACCGACAUGCUUGAAGCAUGGCUUCGCGGUCCACACCAAAUAUGAACUUGCCCCACCCUUUCCGUCCUUCUCCCCAAAACACAGCCUUUCCAAGGACGGAGUCACAGUACUCAAUACAGGUUAUUCCAUCAUAGCCCUUGCUGUCGGCCUUGGCAAAGGAUCACCUUGCAGCAGCCUGUACUCUCCAGGAAACAGUUCAGCAAGAUCCUUUGCAACGCGGGCAUCGGAUGUGGGCUCGAUACGUGGUGGAGGAAGUCGCUGUAGAGACUGGUUACACUCUUCCUCCACCAACUCUCAGGGAUUUGCUCCAGGGGACGAGCGCAACAGCUCGGACCGGAGACACGACAUCAGUACAGUGCCUAUUUAUUCACAGUCUUCCACUGCCAUCACAGACUUCUGCAACUUCGGCCUAGAUGACGAGAGCUCGGACUCAGAGGACCUCCUCCUGGGCAUACGUCUUGCGAGUGGUCUUCAAGCUCCUAGGAGCAGUUCCCCUUCGGUUAUCAGCUCAAGAGAUUUCCUUGACAUCCUUGAUGAAGAGGAAUUUGAAGGAGCAGACCUCUGCGAAUUUGCAAAACAAACCAAAGUACUUCAGGGACAUUCAGGAAAAAGUCUAUUCAGUCCAUCCCCUCAGGAACUUACGACAAAAACAGUCGACCUGCCGACUACACAGGAGACAGACUGCGAGAGUACAUCAUCGGCUGAUGUGGACGUUACUGAUGGCAGCAGAUUACCAAAGAUCCCUGUGCCACACAAGGAAGGCACACAUUCCAAAGUUUCAGACUCUUCUAGCGUACGCUUAUCCUUGACACCUAAUGCAUCAAACAGAACUCUUUUGGCUUCACCUGAGCAUGAAGCAUCAACUUCAUCUGAGAAGCUUGUCUCACCAAGUGACCAUAGUAAAACUGUGCAAUCCAAGUGUGCUCCAAAUCCUUCAGAAAUAUGCAUCACCUUAACCUCAUCUUCUACAAAUGCAAUACCCAAGAUUGGCAACCCUCAUCCUCUGCAGGGCAGUCCUAGGCAUGUCCCUCACUCAUACGGAUUGGACCCAGAAUCCAGGUAUCAUCACCAGAUGGCAGAGAGCAGCUCCAAGCACAUGGCUGGUCUGUAUGAUGCACAUCUAGGCUGCCAUGGUCUCUCACCUCGGAGUCUAGAAAGUGAUGACUUCAGCCCGCCUACCAGCAAUUGCCCCACUCCUAGUCGAUGGAGUCAAACUCCAUUAAGUCGGCACAGUCGGCUCCCUGGUGACAACUGGAGCACCUGCAGCUCCAUCUCCUUCCAUCGUCUCAACGAUGUCAACGACAAGGACGACAUCGGCAGCGAGAUCGACCACACCUGCCCGUACCAUCAUGGGAUCUUUGACUACCACUCCCAGGGCAGCGGCCGCAGCACCAUCAGAGAAUGCACCUGCAAGCUCCAAAGGUUCACCUAUUCCGUCCGCCGCUACAUGGAGAGGUUGUUCCCGAUCGAGGAACCUAUUGAAAGUGAUAGUUUUGAUUAUCACAGUAUGCUACCUUUGACUGUAGUUGGGUCCAACAAUAUGAGAAUGUUACCAGCCAAUCGGAACCUUCCACAAGAGGGUCCAUUUGUGGAGGUAAAGCAGCUGACGAUGGAUGCUGAGCAUUACAUGUGUGAAGCUAUCCGAACAGUGGCCCCUUGGGGUCGACGCUACAUUGCUUUCACAGACUAUGAUAUGCAAGUACUAGAUGUGUGUGCUGAUUCCUGCAAUGUUGUAGUGAUGAUCAAGUGCCUUGUGCGUGCCUGGCCGGAGCCCAAGAAGCCCAAAGAUGUCUUCGAGUUUGAAGAUGACCCCGCAAAUGACACUCCACAGAUGUACCAGACUGGAUUCAAGUUUGCAUGGAACCUCAAAACAGGUCAGUACCAGACAUUUGAGGUGGAAUCCCUGCAGGAGUUUGACCAGGCCCAGCUGUGCAAGGUCUGGAAUCCUGGAAGAGCUCUAUGUCAAAGGAUACAGAGGAGAUGGGCCAUACCUCAAGCCCACACCAAGGGGGUACAUGUACUUACCAAUGAGGCAGUCUUCAAGAAUCGUUCACUGACCAAGCUUUUAGAUCCUCUCCAUUAUGUUGCUAUUGUCCUGACGUGAAGUCCUGGAGGCAUGCUUCAGAACUGUCUUAUGAAUGAUUAUCAUCUGAAUCUCUAUUGGAAAGUCCUCAGGACAGCACUGAAGGAAUCUAAAGUUUGGGAUGAGAGAUUCCUUCAGAUGACUGGCACAGGAUGUUCGGAAGACCUUUCAACUGUCAUCAGAGAUCAGGUUUUUCUUGAGGAGAAUGCCUUUGGGUUAGCAUUGAAGAAAUCUACAGAGGUUGGUAAGAAUUUCUUCAGACCCUUCAAGAUUUGUUCAGAAGGAUCGUCAAGUAACUUGAGGAGGUAUUUUUUAAGAGUAUCUUCACAAUAUUCUGUAAGAAGGGCUUGCAGCAUAUAUCAAUGUUUUUUAAGAAUAUCCUCAGACUCUACAAUAUUGCAUUCAAAACGAUCAUCAAGAAAGUCAUAGAGAUGUUCUUCAAGACCAUCUUCACUAUAUUCUGUAUAAGAGCCUGUAGGAUUUUUAAGGUUGUCUUUAGAACUAUAUGAAGAUUUGCUUUUGUGGCCCUCCCAAUGCAUCUUCAAAGAUAUUAAAGUAAAUCAUCUGAUUCUCUUGUAACAUCUGCAGGGUAUUUCUUGAAGGCUCCUUGAGCAGCCUUCUUUUAUCAGAAUGUCAAUUUUGAGGAGAGUCUAGAUAGUAGUCUGAUUGAAAGUCUUGCACGGAAUCAAGUUAUUAAACUGAACAGACCUGCCCAUUGCAUUUAAACGAAUCAGGGAUUCCAGGGGAGCAUCUCAUGAAACAAAUAAUCAUCGAUUUUCAUUGACACCCGUUAUAAGCUACUGAAAUCCUUGCAUCUGAUUGGCUCAGAGCAAAUUUAUCAGUGAAAAUCACUGACAAUAUGCAUCAUGAAACACUCCGCUGGUUUUAGGAUUUAGCUGAACCUGAUCCAGUCACCAAAACAGUUUAUUACAGCAAAUAUUUUAACAUUUUGACCCCUGAUGGGUAGGGUGCCAUCUCUUAACUGCUCCGCUUUUUACACUUGCUAGUGAUGUUACAAGAACAGAGCUUGAUCUGCUUAAUAGCCCAAGUGGAUAAUAGACAAACUGGGCAAAGUCGUAGUGGAGAUUAGACAAAGAGUUAUAAAUGGGCUUAAUGGCAGUUGGGCCAUGUGGAAUGAGACCAAAAAAAAUAAGUAUGGAGCAGGUAUACCAAUCGGCAAUUUACACAUAUAACAUUGUGUGUAAUAUCAAGGCCCCGUCUUAAAAAGAGUUACGAUUGAUCCAAUCAAUCAUCGUAACUCUAUGGAAAUCCAUCAUUGUCAUAAUUUUUUUCUCCAAG
Messenger RNA from Lytechinus variegatus (green sea urchin), 4380 nucleotides. RefSeq lists its product as uncharacterized. Gene Ontology annotation, cellular component: Cul4-RING E3 ubiquitin ligase complex. Gene Ontology annotation, biological process: protein ubiquitination. The record is from RefSeq and is a predicted model, not a curated record. The coding region runs from base 313 to 3102 and encodes 929 amino acids. The transcript has 14 exons. NCBI's taxonomy places the organism in Eukaryota, Metazoa, Echinodermata, Echinoidea, Temnopleuroida, Toxopneustidae.